Saccostrea echinata is the source of this 1350-nucleotide messenger RNA. Its product is annotated as probable cytochrome P450 49a1. NCBI's taxonomy places the organism in Eukaryota, Metazoa, Mollusca, Bivalvia, Ostreida, Ostreidae. The coding region runs from base 94 to 1350 and encodes 418 amino acids. The record is from RefSeq and is a predicted model, not a curated record. Gene Ontology annotation, molecular function: heme binding; iron ion binding; oxidoreductase activity, acting on paired donors, with incorporation or reduction of molecular oxygen. The transcript is spliced from 10 exons.
UGUUUUGGGUUUUUUGAAGAGGUCACAAAAAUUAGGACAGCCUGAAUAUGACAACAACGAUCUGGUGAAAUAAACGCCUUAACAUUAAUCAAGAUGUUUACAUGGCACAACAUGGCUAAGGUGAGAUCAGGACUGUUCCGUGCUUUACGACACCGACAUUAUUCUGUCCAAUCCACGGCGUCCAUUUCUCCAGAAUCCAUUAAUGUUAAACCAUUUCAUGAGAUUCCAGGGCCUAAAGGCAAAUAUACAAUUCCUUGGAUCGGAACAGUCCUGAUGACAAGAUCUAUGGGAUUAUACCCAAAAUUCAAGUUCGCAGAUUUUGCUACAAAACUACAAGAAACCUUUGGCGACCUCGUGAAGACAAGACUCAAGGACAAAUGGACGGUAUUCGUUUUCCACCCUGAUAUAGCAAAGGAGGUAAUGGACAUACGAAUGCCCCAUCCAUACAGACCACCGAUUGAUAUCUUAGCUGCGUAUAGCAGUAGAAAAAAUCACUGCCAGAGUUUGGCAACCAGGAAUGGCGAGGAAUGGGCAGCGCUGCGAAAACCCACUCAAGAACUUAUAACAAAACCAGCAGUUGUCGCGGAUUAUGUACACAUUCUAUCAGAUGUCGCAGAGGACUUUGUCGGAAAAUACAAAAAUGGCGGCAAAGUGGCAGACCUGAGAUCAACACUUGUAAAUUAUGCAACCGAGAGUGUCGGUAUGCUAUGUUUCAACAGAAGAUUGGGCUGUUUGUGUGAUGUUCCCAUUAUCGACAUCAAUCUUUUGGAGGAUAUGUUUGAAGCUAUCUUCAUAGAUUAUAAUUAUCAAGGAGUGAAACUAUAUAAAUAUUUUGAAACACCUUUUUACAAAAAAUUUGAGAGAGCAGCUGACCAUUUGUAUGGAAUUUGCCAUGCAGAGAUCAGGAUUGCGAUGGAGAAGCUAGAAGCUGCUAAAAGAGAGGGCAAAAUUGAAGAGUAUGUUGAUGGUCCGAAUUUACUUUACUCGAUGUUAACCCACCCAAGCAUGACACUAGAAUACACCGAGAGGUCUCUGAUGGAUCUUUUUGUGGCUGGAGUAGAGUCGACUGCAAAUACUUUAACAUUUCUGUGGUUUGAACUGGCAAAAAAUCCUGAAAAGCAGGAGAGACUUUAUGAGGAAAUUAUAUCUGUUUGUGGAGAUUCUGAUGUCACAAAGGAAGCUUUGACAAGAAUGUCGUACCUAAAAGCAUGUGUCCGAGAAAUAAUGAGGUUGUACAGGCCCACAAACUUGCACUUUCGCUAUUUGAAAAAUGAAGCUGUAAUUGGAGGAUACCGCAUUCCACCAGGGGAAGCUGUGUAUUUCCAACCCUUAUUCGCCCAUGUUCUUUGA